AUGACGAACCUCUGCUCAACGACUAAGGAAGCUGCGAUGAAGGCUCGGAUUGCCCAGCUCGAGGACAGCAUCCGUGCUGCAGACCGAGCAAGUGCUGGUCAAGCUAUGCGUCCCAACCUUCAUAAGUCGUCAAUGUCUACCAACUGUGUAUCACCAGUUGGGGCCAUGGCACCUGCACUAGUGGAGCACUCAGCAGGGAUUCCAGUCAUCUGCCAGAAAGGACUUACUUACCGUGUUACACGUCCACCCUCAAGCGCGUCAAUGAGAUCUGAAGAACCAGUCGAGAAUGUGGCCAUUGAUGUUGAUGCAGAUGGAGGCGUCUCAGAUGGCAUGACAGGCAUCCCCCCCAAGUCAAUGGUUGACAGCGAGAGCGAUGGUUUGGGAGUUGGCGAGUGGGAAGACAAAGGAGAAGAUGAUGAAGACUUCGUGAUGCAACAGAACCAAAGUGAUGACGAAGAAGCUGUACCAAUUUCUGUAAAAGGCAAACAGGUCGCAAAGGGCAAAAAGAACAAGGCACCACCUCGUGGAACGUUUCAUCAAGAUAUUCAAGAACUCCGCCAGAAUCCAGCCGUCGCUGGUGCUGUUGUAUCAACAAACAAACGCAAGGAUGUUGUGACGGUUGAGGAUGCACCGAGUGUGAAGCGCGGAAAGAAAACAGAUGGCGGGUUACUUCCUGGCUGGAAGAAGCAGGUAGGGUACCAGCUGGGCAUGAAGAAACAAACCCUGCCUGCUCAAAACGUUGAUAAUGAUCAAGACGACUGUGAUAAGUUGGGCGAGUUCGAUCAGGAGGAAACCCUGGAAGGCCUGGCUGCUGUGCAAGCGUCGAAACUGUCAAUGGUUAAGAUUCGAGAUGGGCAAAAGGGGGUCGAACUGAAGACCAAAAUCACCGAGAAUGGUGCAUCGGGCGCUGCGUAUGUUGCCAAAUGGAAGAAGGUUGCGUGCACAAUGAUUAUUGACAGGGGGGCUGUAGAACUCUGUGCCUACGCCGCUAUUGGCGCAUUCAUGCCACUCGUUGUCCAGGAUAUUUGGAGGGAGGUCUUUCCAGACCUCGACAUGUAUGAAUACAUGCAAUCGAGUGCGGAGGAACCGGUUGACGCCAUCAUUGCCCUGGCUGGGGAUGUCUUGACCAACUGGCGCAGCACUAUUGGAACCAGUGCAUUGCAGGUCCUCUCCAAUUUCUUCCGGGACCAGUCCUUCGCUCAAGACGACAUCAUUGCGUAUUGCAAAACUGAACGCCUGAACUUCAAGUUCAUAUAUCAAGACCCUUUGGCCCCUGCAGGCAAGAAGGGGGCACUCCAGUCUGACCUCAUCCUCGAGGUCUUUACCUGCCACUUCAAGAAGACGGCCUUCGCCGCAAAAUCAUAUGGUCUCCCAGUGGGAGGAUUGGGAUUGUCAACUGCUGCACUUGAAUGUGCGCUCUCCCUCUGGUCCUCUGGCAUGGAUCCUAUUAGAGAUGAAAAAGGGAACAAAAAGACUGUUCAGAUGUUCGGCGAGAGCGAGUGGGGUGAAAAAUCCUGCUCUUGGAUUUCGGUAGCCACGCGACUUGCGCCAAAGGACUGGGCAUCAAUUCUCGCCGAGGCAAACACUAGGGCGGGGAUCUUUUCUGCUGAUGACGACGAUGACCAUGACGAGGACAGUGUUGAUCCUCAAACUCUUGUUGAACUUUGUCUACCAAGUACCCUAAAUACGAAAAUUCAACAAUUUUACCUGCUCCAACCUCAUCCUAAGCAUCCCCAAUUCAACGCCAUUUGGCCAAGUCAUGGAGAAUUGUGGUCAUUUGGGUCUCGUUUGGCCGAUUUCCAGGUAAACUUGGGUGAUCAGGAAUCUUGGCAACAUCGGAUGACUGGCCCAAGCCCUCCCAAACAAAGUGCGAUCUUGCUGAUACAAAGCAAACCUGUCCGACAUACAUGUUGUGCAUGGGCUGAACACCAAGAACUCCGUUCUCGCGUGUUUAUAUUGGAGGGAAGGGACGUAGGCAAUGUUCCGGUCUAUGUGGAUAUCAAUGAAGUUAUCACCAAAGUUGAGUCAAUCUGGAAGACAAAGAGUCAUCCAAUAACUCAUGAACAACUUUCAUCAAACCUACCACCCAUCGUCAUGGACAACUACUAG
Laccaria bicolor S238N-H82 is the source of this 2109-nucleotide messenger RNA. RefSeq lists its product as uncharacterized. The record is from RefSeq and is a predicted model, not a curated record. The coding region runs from base 1 to 2109 and encodes 702 amino acids. Lineage: Eukaryota; Fungi; Basidiomycota; Agaricomycetes; Agaricales; Hydnangiaceae. The transcript is spliced from 14 exons.